Messenger RNA from Kalmanozyma brasiliensis GHG001, 456 nucleotides. RefSeq names its product Ribosomal protein S15. Gene Ontology annotation, biological process: translation. The coding region runs from base 1 to 456 and encodes 151 amino acids. The record is from RefSeq and is a predicted model, not a curated record. The transcript is spliced from 2 exons. Gene Ontology annotation, cellular component: nucleolus; ribosome; cytosolic small ribosomal subunit. Gene Ontology annotation, molecular function: structural constituent of ribosome; small ribosomal subunit rRNA binding. Lineage: Eukaryota; Fungi; Basidiomycota; Ustilaginomycetes; Ustilaginales.
AUGGGUCGCAUGCACUCCAAAGGAAAGGGUAUCUCCGCCUCGGCUCUGCCCUACCGUCGCACCCCCCCCUCGUGGCUCAAGACCACCCCGGAGGAGGUUGUUGAGCAGAUCACCAAGCUCGCCCGUAAGGGUAUGACCCCCUCGCAGAUCGGUGUUCAGCUCCGUGACUCGCAGGGUAUCGCCCAGGUGCGUUUCGUCACCGGUAACAAGAUCCUCCGUAUCCUCAAGUCGCAGGGUCUUGCUCCUCAGAUCCCCGAGGACCUCUACCACCUCAUCAAGAAGGCCGUCUCGGUGCGCAAGCACCUGGAGCGCAACCGCAAGGACAUGGACUCCAAGUUCCGCCUCAUUCUCAUCGAGUCGCGUAUCCACCGUCUCGCUCGUUACUACAAGACCAAGGGUGCCGUCGCUCCUACCUUCAAGUACGAGGCCGCUACCGCUUCCACCCUCGUUGCCUAA